This is a messenger RNA of Plasmodium gaboni, 1095 nucleotides long. RefSeq lists its product as hypothetical. The transcript has 2 exons. Lineage: Eukaryota; Apicomplexa; Aconoidasida; Haemosporida; Plasmodiidae. The record is from RefSeq and is a predicted model, not a curated record. The coding region runs from base 1 to 1095 and encodes 364 amino acids.
AUGAAAAGACAUAUAAGCCCAUGCUUACAGAGGGAAAUAUUUUUAUGCAACAGUCAGAAAAAUAAUAAACGAUGCCUCGUUCUUUCCUUAAAUAAUGAAUUACAAUUCGUUCUGAAAGCCUAUUCUGUACAAAAUGAAGAACCCUCCUUUGAUAUACAAAAUAUAAAAGAUUUAUUAAAUGAUCAACUUUGUUAUAUACUUUAUAAUGUUAAUAAUUAUAGCUCAUAUUAUCAUUGGAUAUUAAUAUUGUGGGCACCAGAAAAGAAUAAGAUAUUAAUAGAUGAUAUAGAUGAAAAUAAAGUAAAAAAAAAUGAUUUUAUACAUAUUGUUGAUAAAGGAAUAUAUAAAUAUAAUAAUGCAACUAAUAAGAUCAAUAAAUUAUUAUAUUAUAGUUUUAAACAAAAAUUUCUGGAUAUAAUUUUUAAUUAUUAUGAUAUACCCUUAUUUGAAAUAAAUAAUUUUGUUAUGCUAGAAAAAUGUAUACAUGAUUGUAAUAAUAAAUAUUAUAAUUAUAAAAAUUGUUGUACCUUAUUAAAUAGAGAAAAAACAGAACCAAAAAAUGACUCUUUUGAUAUAUAUAAUCAAUAUAGUUUACAAAGAUAUUAUUUAUUAAAUAUACAACUAAGAAGUGUUAAUAAUAUAAUUAUUUUAAAUGAUCCAUCACUUUGUCAUGAUAUGAAACGUCUUCUUGAAGAACCAAAUAUAUGUUUAAAUUUAUUUUAUAUAGAUAUACAGAAUUAUAAAAUUAUAAGUAAUCAUUUAAAUAUUGAUAAUAUUGAACAAGUUCAUUCUUUUAUAAAGGAAAAUAAAAUAUUCUAUGUAAUAUAUAAAGUUCUAGAUACAUACACCUUCUUUUAUAUAUGUAAUGAAAUAUGUGCUAAUACAAAACAGAAAUUUUUAUAUUCUUUCUUUAAACCCUAUUUAGUGGAAUACUUAAAAAAAAUAAAAAACAUACCAAUAUUCCUCUCUAUUGAAUUAAGUAAAACAAAACAUUUAAUUAGAUUUAUAAAUGCUGAUUUGAAAAAAAAUAAAAGUGGAAAAUUUGAAAAUAAACAUAAAAAUGACACUAACAAUAACAAUAAGAAUAACAGUUAA